GUCAUUUUACCCCAAGCGUAGAAAGCCGGUGCACUAUGUCCCACCCUCUCUUUCCUCCCUCUUUUCGCGUGUUUCAGAAUGGCUACUCGCAAGGAAUCAACGUCGACACCAACCGCCCCGAUGGCUUCCACGUCUCCGGGAGCAACUUUAGAUUCGCCCGUGAAGCAAAUUCAGAUCGAGGGGCUGGUGGUCCUGAAGAUGAUCAAGCAUUACCAGGAGGAGGGUCAGGGCAGUGAGGUGGUCCAGGGUGUCCUGCUGGGCCUGGUAGUGGAGGACAGGUUAGAGAUCACCAACUGUUUCCCCUUCCCUCAGCACACUGAGGACGACGCUGACUUUGAUGAAGUCCAGUAUCAGAUGGAGAUGAUGCGAUCUCUUCGUCAUGUCAACAUUGACCAUCUUCAUGUGGGCUGGUACCAGUCCACCUAUUAUGGAUCAUUUGUCAGCCGGGCCCUGCUGGACUCUCAGUUCAGUUACCAGCAUGCCAUCGAGGAGUCUGUUGUUCUCAUCUACGAUCCCAUUAAGACCGCCCAGGGCUCCCUGUCCCUGAAGGCUUACAGGUUAACACCCAAACUGAUGGAGAUCUGCAAGGAGAAGGACUUCUCAGCAGAGGGGUGAGCUCACACACACACACACACACACACACACACACACACACA
Molecule: messenger RNA, 656 nt
Organism: Salmo salar (Atlantic salmon)
Lineage: Eukaryota; Metazoa; Chordata; Actinopteri; Salmoniformes; Salmonidae
Source: RefSeq, a predicted model, not a curated record